AUGGAACAACAACAUAAUACUUUGGCUUUAAAUGAUAGUGCUGGUGUUUUACCAAUGGAUACUGGUGUAACAUAUAAUGGUGUUCAUGAUGAAAGUAUGAAUAAUCCAUCAUCAUCAGGUAAGACUGGUACAAAAAAAGGUCGUGGUCGUCCACCAAAAUCUGGAAGUACAACAAAAGGAAGUAGUGGUAUUAAUGCAUCAAAACGUGGACGUGGUCGACCACCAAAAACAGGUGAAACAUCAUCAUCAACAAAAAAGGUUACUGCAUUAAAUACGAAAAAAGAAGAAACAUCAACAAAUGUUGAUGUAAAUAAAAAAAGACGUGGUAGACCAUCGAAGAGCAGUACAUCGAAUGAACAAAUCAAUGGAAUAAGUAAACCACAAGUUCGAGUAACUCCGGUUUCAUAUCAACAAGAAAAACAAGUAGUUGAUGAACCAAUAAAGAGAAAACGUGGACGACCAUCAGGAACACCAAAAAAAACUGUAGUAGCUGCAGUAUCAACACCAUCGAAAACGGCUUCAUCAGGAAGAAAACGUGGUCGUCCAUCAGGAUCUGGUAGUAUUAAAAAAUCAUCAUUAAAACCUAAGGCAUCAGUUAGUACUGAUGGUUCAGCUAGAAAACGAGGUCGACCAAAAAAAUCAACAGGAACACCAUCAACAACUGGACCUGUCGCAUCAGUUAAUGAAACAGCUACUGUUACAACAAAUAAUGUUCAAUAA
Messenger RNA from Rotaria sordida, 720 nucleotides. The record is from the annotation of a GenBank genome assembly. Lineage: Eukaryota; Metazoa; Rotifera; Eurotatoria; Philodinida; Philodinidae.